Molecule: messenger RNA, 978 nt
Organism: Knipowitschia caucasica
Lineage: Eukaryota; Metazoa; Chordata; Actinopteri; Gobiiformes; Gobiidae
Source: the annotation of a GenBank genome assembly
AUGAAUCCAACACUGAGCACCAGAAGGGAACAGUAUGAGGAAGACUUUCCACUUCAUACACAUGUGCCCACAGAGAAUCCCAGCUUUGAUCUCAAAGAUGGAUUCAGUGACCGUUAUGUAAAAAGAGAUGAAAGUGUGGACGAGAAGCUGGAUCAUAUCCUGAAGUGGAUUAUUUCUAACAGGACUGAUUUCACUCUGGAUGUGGACUUUGUGACGCUGCGGGGGCAUCUGACCAAACUGCUCACUACUCCUUAUGAGGAUAAAGAAGGCUGGAUGUUCGCUGUGACCAAGUUUAGGGGAACAAUUUACAUCGACAAAGUAGAGACUGAGGCGGCUCGCAGGGAUCGUGACAAUCGCACUGAGAGACACAGUGAAAUGAUGUACUGGGGAUACAAGUUUGAGCAGUACAUGUGUGCAGAUAACAUUGAGAGUUUGCCUGACCCCAGUGGAGUGGUUAACACUAAUGAAGGAUAUUACACAGUGGUGAGAACUCAAAUCGCUGAACACAAACUCCUGUUCUCUGCUGAAGUGGACUGCCGCGUGAGAGAGCCCAAAGAUCCCCCGUCCUGCUACGUCGAGCUCAAAACAUCAGCUGAAAUCCGCACUCCCUUAAAACGCAGCGACAAGUUCAAGUUGUUAAAGUGGUGGGCGCAGUCAUUUAUGCCCGGUGUGCCUCAAGUUGUUGCAGGAUUUCGGGAUCGGGAUGGUAUUGUUGUUAAAGUGGAGACUUUCCAGACUGCUGAAAUGUCACAACUGGUUGAGGGUGAGAAUAACUGCUGGAAACCUACAGUCUGUAUGAACUUUUGCAAUGACUUUCUGACAUUUGUCAAAGAUGUGGUCUCGGAGGACGAUCCAAGUGUUGUCUACUUGUUCUCCUGGGAGCCGCGCAGAGAUGUUGGUUUCACUAUUCAUAGAGACUCGCAGUAUGGCUUCCUACCAGAGUGGUACAUAAAUGAGAUCACCAGGACAGACACAUAG